Colletotrichum tamarilloi is the source of this 282-nucleotide messenger RNA. RefSeq lists its product as uncharacterized. The transcript has a single exon. NCBI's taxonomy places the organism in Eukaryota, Fungi, Ascomycota, Sordariomycetes, Glomerellales, Glomerellaceae. Bases 1 to 282 code for a protein of 93 amino acids. The record is from RefSeq and is a predicted model, not a curated record.
AUGCCGCCGAACCGCGACAAAGUUCCUUGCUCCCUCUUUCUCUUUCUCUCUCUCUCUCUCUCUCUCUCUCUCUCUCUCUCUCUCUCCCAUGUAUGCUCUGUGGAUGGAGUACUUUGUAGUGUAAGUGGGAAAGUUCCCUCGCUGUGCUGGCAACCUGGGCCUGCCUUGCAAGCGCAACGGGUCUCGACCGGGCCCUGGACCUGCAAUCCCAAAUGUCCAUGGCAUCUCUACACUACGGAGUACUGCGUAGAGACUAGACUCUCUCUCAUACUCCGUGGAUGA